AUGCUCCACGUGCUGUGGUGGUACCUGCUCUUGGUGCGACUUCAGCUCGCAGUGAGCGAGUCUUGCGACAGUAGCGAUGGCGGCAGCGAGAGCAGUUUCGUGGCUUUGCCUCCCCGAACUCGCCGAUGCCUUGCGGCUAACUUCAAAUUCCCUGACCUCAAGCGGCUCGCAGAGUCAGGACACUUUCGUGAGGUGUGGGGGUCAUCUGAAGAGAUGGAGCAGUGGUUUCGUGAGCACUUUGCCUGCAGGCGUUCUGGUCUGCUUCAAGAGUCAAUGCAAUUUGAUGUGGCCAACUUUGCCAACGUCGCCAAAGCCAUGACGACUGUCGAUUGGAAAGCUAUCGAGUGGGGCAAAGACAUCCCAAUCCCAAUGACGAAGAAGGAGCACAACUUCGGCUAUGGGAAAUUGUUGGUGAAUGGCCUCUAUACGAUGUUGGCCUUUGCUCAGUCGGAUUCCACGGAUUGGAGAGCCUACGUGCAGGGUUUGGGUUCACUGCUUGGCGAAGUGGCAUUGGAGCUGGUGCCCGGCGUUGGGCCCAUACUAAGCGCCGCCCUCACCUUCGCAUUGGCCUUCUUCCAACCCGAGGAUGACGCGAUGGCCGACCUCUACAACAAGAUCAUGGCUGAGGUAAAGUUGCUCAUCAGGGCGCAGGAAGUGAAAGACGCAAUGAGUGCAGCCAAAGGCCAGCUGGCCGGUUUCAUGCAGAUGCUGUCUGCCAUGCCAACGGAUUUCGUGGUAGAUCCUAGCAGCCCUUUGUCUAAAGAGCAGCAGUGGUACAACGUCCUGCAGCGCUAUAUCUCCGUGAUGGAUGCUUCGGAAUUCAACAUCUUUGGCAACGAGGCCAACUGCACGAUGCCUAUGUCGGUGCCCAUGCAGCCGUGGUCAGUGAAGGAUGCCAGCGACGAUUGCCUGGAAUUCUGGGCCUCUGGUGCUUUCAUUUUCCAGUUUCAGUACGUCAUGAUCCACCUCAACACCAUGGCUCAGAUGGCGGCUUUUGGGUCGAAGGACCAGACCAUGACCGUGCUAUCAGCUUUGCAAGGCAAAGCCAAGACCUACUUCUCUUUGCUGAAUGCUUCGCUGCUAGGCCUGGUGAAGGGUCUUCCGCCGGAUCCAGAAUGCAAGUGGAUCGUUCCUCAGCCCAGCCUUCAUAUCCAAGGAAUGUUCGUUUCCAGGGCCAAUGGCGGCCACAUGCAAGACGCGCUGUGGAAUGGUCAUAGCUUGCGAUGCGUUCUUGGAUGUAUAGAUGCCGUACAGGAUGACUUUGAUUUGAAGUGGGCACCGGGGACCAAUGUGAACCAAGUUGGGAAUCUUGGUGACUACCGCAGCUUGCCAUGCAGCAGGCCGCCCAUAUUCAUCACAGGCUCGGACGUGAAGCCAGGGACCCUCGAUGAGAAAGCAACGUUUCGGCUGUGCAGCUCAUUUGGCUUCCACUACCUGUCGGACUUAGUGACCAACGAGACCAUGCUGACCUUCGAGCCCAUGGUGCAAGCUCUGCUCAACCUAUCCCUUGGAGAAGACGACUCGAAAGAGAUCAUGGAUUGGCUCACGGCUUCGCCUCCGGGUCCCAACGGCUCAGAGGCUGUGAACAGCACGGUCAUUGGCGAGUUUUGUGGCCCAGUCUGCACAUAUCUUAGCUACAACGCUUGCAACAGCGAGGACAAUUGCCAAAGGGCCAGUUCCGUGCAGGACCUCAUCAAGUGCACGGAGGUGUGUAGUGAAGCCCUGGAGGCUUUCGCCAACUCCAGCAAGACCAGGUGCAACUGCAAGAGCAUCGUGUGCCCAGCCUUCAAGCGCGGCAUCCUCAACAAGCUCAAUAACUUGCCUUAUGAGUCCUGGUACCACGACUCUGAUACCUUGAACCCGGACUCCUCGAAAGAGGUGGGGCCAGUGGUGUUUGCUGCUUGGCAGGCCUCGCUAUUGAAGACCGGGGGUCACCAGGGACAGUGUGAAAUUGAGUGCAACCGCCUCUUCCCGAUCACAACCCUGGAUGUGCCAAACCCCUGGUACUAA
Symbiodinium natans is the source of this 2010-nucleotide messenger RNA. NCBI's taxonomy places the organism in Eukaryota, Dinophyceae, Suessiales, Symbiodiniaceae. The record is from the annotation of a GenBank genome assembly.